ACCGGAGCCGAAAACUAUCCAUCGAGACGGAAUGGAUGACUGUGUAGUAUAGCGUUCUCCGGCUAUGUGCGCUGACAGAAAGAACGCCUUAGGUUUUCCCUUCGUAUUCGUGGCUUAAACUCCAUGGUGGACCGGUGGAUAUUGGUGACAUAAGGAAAAAAAGUGGUGUUUUAUAUAUAUAAAUAAUAUAAACUUUAACAAAAAAUAAACUCCAGUAUGGAGAAGAACCGGACGGUUGGGGCAGGCGGGAGCCAUAACCCCUGUUCUCGGUUACUCGUGUGGAUUUUCGCAUGUUUUGGAAUUACUUUGCUCAGUUUGUUAAUUGCUUUUCUUGCAUGGACUAUGCUUUCAUACCACAGUGCAUUGCUGUCGCUUCAAACCCGCGUGGAAACGUUAGAAGAAGAAUGCACAAACUACAAACAACAUGUUGAUAAAUAUAUACAAAGCGAAUUGGAUGUACUUAUAACACAGCAUCUGAAGAAAUACCAGAAGCACCAGACUCCCAUAGUAAAGCGUGCCGCGGAAUGCCACUGUCCACCAGGAAAUCCAGGAAUGCCUGGUUUACCUGGAGAAAAAGGAAUUCACGGACAACAUGGUCCCAGGGGUCCAAAAGGAGAAAAUGGUUUUCCGGGUCCAAUUGGUCCACCUGGUAAAAGUGGUUUACCAGGUAUGCCAGGACAAAAGGGAGACCGAGGUGAAAAGGGUGAUUCAGGAGAGAAGGGAGUGAAAGGUGAUCCUGGCUUAGCAGGCUUUGAUGGUCUACCUGGAACAAAGGGUUUAAAAAGAUCUAUACGAGAUGGUGAAAUUAUAUCAUUAAAGGGUUCUGAUUAUGAAGUUAUAACAAUAAAGGGUGAACCAGGAGAGAAAGGUCCUGCAGGACCAUCUGGUCCACCAGGACCUCCAGGCUUACCCGGAUUUGAUGGUGUGGCUGGACCUCCAGGAAAUCCAGGUCCUCAAGGUCCUUUGGGACCACCAGGGAGACCAGGAAAGGAUGGUUUACCAGGAGAAUCAUAUCGUCAUUAUUCAAAGCGAGGAAGAACGUGCCGAAUGGAAGUCAAAAGGAAAAGCAGUCGCAGAACUAAGCGCAUUAGCACUGAUGAUAAGGAUUCAGGCAUCCCGGUUUUUAAUCUGGCUGAUUUCCUACAUGAUGGAGUGCAAAGCUCAUCAUCUUCAAACAAAUUUAUUCCUCUGGAUCGUUGUAAUGAAAUGUUGCAGGGCCCUCCAGGUCCACCAGGCCCCAUGGGAUCCGGAUCAGGAGGAAGUGGGAGUUGUUCAUGUGAAAAGGGAUCUAAAGGAGACAAGGGUUCACAGGGUAGAAGAGGGCGCAGAGGCAAAAAAGGGCCAAAGGGUGAAAAAGGCAACGAGGGUCUCCCCGGACUAGAUGCACCAUGUCCUCUAGGAAAGGAUGGUUUGCCAAUAGAGGGUUGUGGCUAUAGGCCGACCUCUCGUCAGCAGGACGUGAGGCAGUUGCCAUUUGAAGGAGGCAGACGUCCAUAGAUAAUAGGGCUAAUAACAUUUGCAACACUCAACACAUGUGAGUCAGGGCUGAAGACGUUUGAAUGAAUAAUUGACUGACUGGACAAUGUGGAACUGAAAUAUGGCGGACGUAACUUUCAUUGUUUUCUAAUCCAUGACACGAUUGUGAAUCUUGUUCAAUGAAAAUGGUGGUAAAAUGAAAUGAGCAUCUGAAAUUGGAAAAAAACUGGAGACAUCAGAAAUAUGUGAUUCAGUGUACACUUGAAGACUCUGUGAGUAUGUGGUGUGAGAGAGAGAGUGUGUGUGUGAGAGAGAGAGAGAGAGUGUGAGAGAGAGAGUGUGAGAGAGAGAGAGAGAGAGAGAGAGAGAGAGAGAGAGAGAGAGAGAGAGAGAGA
This is a messenger RNA of Gigantopelta aegis, 1871 nucleotides long. Its product is annotated as collagen alpha-1(XIII) chain-like. The record is from RefSeq and is a predicted model, not a curated record. The coding region runs from base 217 to 1497 and encodes 426 amino acids. Lineage: Eukaryota; Metazoa; Mollusca; Gastropoda; Neomphalida; Peltospiridae. The transcript has 17 exons.